AUGGAAGUGGCGCGCGUAACAGAGCUGCCCGGUGAGCUUCGCUACAUCCAAUAUGAGCAUGUCCUCGAGGAACAGUAUCUACCUGCUAUCCGGGCAUUGAUAUCCAAGGACCUCAGCGAGCCUUACAGCAUCUAUGUGUAUCGCUACUUCUUAUACCAAUGGGCUCACCUGUGCUAUAUGGCUCUCAAUCCUGCCGAUAACUCCCUGAUCGGCGUCAUAAUCUGCAAACUCGAACCUCAUGCCUCGCAUUCACCACCCACCCAUCGAGGGUACAUAGCCAUGCUGGCAGUGUCUUCCGCCUACCGAGGGCACGGCAUAGCGACGUCGCUGGUCAAGAUGUCAAUAGAUGCCAUGGCGGAGCGGAACGCGGACGAGAUCGUCCUGGAGACGGAGGAGACCAACCUGCCAGCCAUGCGGUUAUACGAGCGAUUAGGCUUCUUACGGUCAAAGAAGUUACAUCGAUACUAUCUCAACGGCAACAGCGCCUACCGGCUCGUGCUGCUACUCAAACCCAUGAGUCUUGGAGAAGAGCACCAAUCUGAUUAG
Molecule: messenger RNA, 546 nt
Organism: Pseudomassariella vexata
Lineage: Eukaryota; Fungi; Ascomycota; Sordariomycetes; Amphisphaeriales; Pseudomassariaceae
Product: acyl-CoA N-acyltransferase
Exons: 2
Coding region: 1-546 (181 amino acids)
Biological process (GO): N-terminal peptidyl-methionine acetylation
Cellular component (GO): NatC complex
Molecular function (GO): protein-N-terminal amino-acid acetyltransferase activity
Source: RefSeq, a predicted model, not a curated record